This is a messenger RNA of Sorghum bicolor (sorghum), 1097 nucleotides long. RefSeq lists its product as uncharacterized. The record is from RefSeq and is a predicted model, not a curated record. Gene Ontology annotation, cellular component: mitochondrial matrix. Bases 80 to 850 code for a protein of 256 amino acids. NCBI's taxonomy places the organism in Eukaryota, Viridiplantae, Streptophyta, Magnoliopsida, Poales, Poaceae. The transcript is spliced from 3 exons.
CCCAACAACCCAGCAACUCUGCAACUGCUAGUGACCGGAACAAGGAAGGAACCCUCGCAAAACCCCCGGCGAAUCGGCGAUGGCCACCUCCGCGGCCCUCCGCCGCGCGCCCUGGGCGGCGGCGGCGCGCGGUCUCCUUGGCGCCAUGAGUGGCUCGCGGGUGCCUCCUCCCCGUCGCCUCCCGUACCGCGCUGAGCGCUCCGCAGCUCUCUCCUCCCUCUCCGACCCGCAGCCGGGCGCCGCUGCCGACGCCCACCUCCUCCGGGUCAUAAACUAUGAGAUCUCCUGCGCCCAGCAAGACUGCAAGAAGCGCGACUGGGCGAAGGAAUUAGGGGAGUGGUUCCCUUUUGAGAUCCAGGAUAAGGAGGGUACCACUAGGAUAAUUCUCACCAGGAGAGAUCAGAAGGAGCAAAUUGAAGUGGAGGUGUUCUUGCCGAGCCCUGCCGAGCCAGUGGAGCACAAUGGUGAGCAGAAGGAUGGCACCAAAGAUGACAACAGCCAGGCUCAUGCUAUCAAUGGUGCUGCAAAUCGGUACUAUAUCCCGCUGCUGGUGAAAAUUCACAAAGGGAUGGCUUCGUGGCUGGAGAUCAGCUGUAGAUCUUACCCUGAUGAACUUGCCAUUGAGAGCUUGGCGUUUGGACCGACGGAUGAGUCUGUUGAUUCAUCAAAUGUUGAAGCUAAGAUAAGUAAUCUUCCUGAGGAACUUCAGCAUGCAUUUUAUGCCUACUUGAAAAGUAGAGCCAUUUCGUCAGAUGUUACCAACUUCUUGCAUGCGUACAUGAUAAACAAAGAGUGCCAUGAGUAUCUCGCUUGGCUGAGAAAACUUAAAGGUUUGAUAAAAAGUAAAUGAAGUACAACAGAAGUUCCUUAUUUUUACACAGUUUUGGACUAGUUUUCUUCCAUGAAUUCUUGAGGCCCCUUUUCAGUGGCAUUGUGUGUCUUUUUUAUUUUAUUUUAUUUUGAGCGAAAUUUUCAGUGGCAUUGUGUUGUCAAGAUAGGUGGGGAGGAACACUGCUAUAAACGCACCAUUUAUGGUCAUGUAUGUGAAUGUUGGUGUCCUUUGCUUCUUCACUUAUGGUUAGUAACGAGAUUGUCUU